AGUGUGUGGCGCCACACCAGCAUCGAAGCUGAUAGUUUCUUUUUGUUUUAUCAUUCACGGAUCGCAUCGCUGCCAUGAACCUCGACGUGGUGGAUGCGACGGCGGAGGCGCUGCCGCUGGAGAUGCUAAACAACACAAACAAGGAACUCACCGCCCAGCUCACACGCUGCGAGCAGCAGCUGGAGGAGCGCCAAAGCGGCGUGGAGGACCAGCGGCGGCGGCUGCAGUUCAUGAAGGAACACUUAAGCAACGUCCGUGCGGAGAUCGUCAACACGCAGAGCCUGUCCGAGAACAAGCGGCGCGAGGUGGAGUCGGAGGACAACAUGUGCCGUGUGAUGGAGCGGGAGUGUGCGCGACUGCGGCAGCGCCAGGCGCAACUCGACCGCGAGGCCGAAGACGUCCGCGACCGCCUCACCUCCGUGCAGGACCGCAUCUUCCACGGCAACCUAAAGAUUGAGGAGCUGAAGAGCACCAUGGACUACAACCAAGAGGAGUUGGAGCAGUGGGACGAGGCACGGCGGCAGAAGGAGGAGGACGAGCUGGCCAUCGCCCACUACUCGAAGCAGGACGAGGCAAAAGUGAAGCAGCUGACGCAGCGCAUCGAAAAGCUCGAGGGGACGGUGCGGAAGCAGCGUCGGGAGUUGGACGACGAGGUGCUCGCCACCCAGCACGUGCAGACUGAACUAGACCGCGUGGCGAGCGAGUACCGCAAGCUGCACGACGAUCGCGGCAACAUGCUGGACGAGUGGGAGAUGGUGGUGCGCACCAUCACGGAGCGCGACGAGGCGAUUCGUGUAGCGGCAGAGCAGUACGCCGAGGGCGUAGCCUGGCUCCAGCAGCGUCAGCAGUACAAGAAGUCACUCGAGGCCGAGUUGGACGAGGCGAAGGAGGAGCUGGACGUCAUCAACUACACCAUCACGGAGCGGGAGAAAACCUCGCAUGAGUACCAAGAGGCGGUGCCGGUUCUCACCCAGCAACUUCAGACGCUACAGGACGAGGUGAGUGCGCUGCGCGAGGAGGUCGCACGGGCCACGCGCGACAAGAAGGCCAUGGCGCUGCGGCUGGAAGACACGAUCGCCGAAAUCGUGCGCCGCAAGAACGAACUCACACGAACGGAGGAGAGGAGGGGCGAAGCGGCGCAGCGGCUGAAAGACGAGGGUGCGGCGGCGAACGACAUGCAGCAGCAGGCGCAGUUCAUUGCUCAGCUUCUAAAGGACGCGCAGAAGACCCACCUCAGCGUCGAGAAGGACAUCAAUCAGCUCAAGAAUGUGAAGUUCAAGGCGAACCAGGAGCUGAGCGAGGUGCGGGCGGCGCAGACGUCCGCUCUCGGCGAGAUCAACGGCGCGCAGGCGCAGGGCAAGAACUACAACGCCAAGAUCAAUCAGCUCGACCAGGAAUCCUUCUCCCAACAGGGGGUGCUGUACAGCGUGGAGUUCAACGUGCAGCAGAUGGAGAAGAAGGUCAGCCGUGCCAAAGGUGAGCGCACCGAGGAGGAGCGCAAGGAGCUGCACGACAAGAUCAACCUGCUCCAGAGCACCCUCGAUGAGCUGGAAAAGCAGCACCGCACGCUACAGAGCCAAGUGAAGCGCGUCCGCGACGAAAUGCGCCAGGCCGCCCUGGCCAUCGAGCGACUUGAGGUGUCUCGGAAGCGCACCCUCGAGGAGGUUUUAGAGACAGAGCUCUUCUGCACCCACACGGAUCAGGAGAGUAAGGUGAUGGAGAAGCAGCGCGAGGAUCUCCUCAUUAAGGUGGACACGCAGGAGCUGCAGCUGCGCCGUCUGCGCGCCGCCCUGCGUGCCAGAGACGCGGAGCUGCUGACGCUGGAGGAGCGCAAGCGCCAGCUGGAGGCGGACGUUGCGGAGCGCGAGGCAGAGAUCGACGUGCACCAGCGGCUGCUGCGGAUGGAGUGCAAGAUGGCCGAGGAGGAGCGCAAGCGCCUCGUCACGGAGCUGCUGGACCGCAAGAAGAACUUAACGGCGGUGAAGAAUCGGCAGGAGGUGCUCGUCGGCCGCAUGGACCCGGCGCAGGCGCGGCUGUCGCAGGCGCAACUCGUCAUCGCCGCUGCGAAGGAGCGGGAGGAGCUGCAGUACCGCGGCGACUCGCUGGACGCGCGCAUUCGGCGCAUGGAGAAGGAGAUGCUGAAGCUGGAAAAGACGAUCGCCGUCAUCAAGGCGAGCAACUCGCAGUACAAGCACAAAUUCGACAAGGUGUGCGACAGGGACGAGGAGGUGCAGACACAGAAAGCGCUGAAGGCGAAGUUUAAGGAGCUGAAGAGCGUGAUGAGCCGCCGCGCGUUGGAGGCGAAUGACUUCAGCGCCACCGCCCUCAACAAAAAGGAUGAACUGCGGUCUCUUCAGUUCGAGCACGAGCGAGUCAGCCGAACGCAGCAGCAGCUGCUACAGGAACACGAGGCGGUCAUGGAGGACGUGCUGACGCUGCGCGAGACGGCGGUGCGCUACGAUCAGGCGAUUGAGAAGGCCAAGGCACACGUGAAUGAGGCGAUCGUGCGGGACAUCGACCUCGUCUGCACUCGGGAGAGGUUGGACAGCGCCGUGUCGCAGCUGCUCAAUGUCUCGCGGGGGGCCGGUGAGGAGGUGUACAACGUGGUGAAGGACUUGCUGACGGCUCACCACGUGCCGCUGCACACCUCCACCCCAGCAAGUUGA
This is a messenger RNA of Leptomonas pyrrhocoris, 2666 nucleotides long. RefSeq lists its product as hypothetical. The record is from RefSeq and is a predicted model, not a curated record. The coding region runs from base 75 to 2666 and encodes 863 amino acids. Gene Ontology annotation, biological process: cilium-dependent cell motility; inner dynein arm assembly; cilium movement. The transcript has a single exon. NCBI's taxonomy places the organism in Eukaryota, Euglenozoa, Kinetoplastea, Trypanosomatida, Trypanosomatidae. Gene Ontology annotation, cellular component: axoneme.